CUAAUCUGCACCUUUCAUUCUUCUUACUGUACGGCGUCCGACGUGGGACAAUUUUAGCAUUGGGAAAAUUUUACUCUUUUUAUACUCAUUGAAUGAAUUGUUUUUCAGUAUUUUAGCAUAUUGCUGGCUAAAAUAAAUUUUAUCCUUAAGCUCUCGGUAGGUACUCCUUCAGGGAGGCAGACAGUGACUCCGGCGGCUUUAGUGUGAAGUCACAGCGGUGUGCGGACACAAGCCAGCCAGCCAGCAUCGCCACUUGUGACUUCUUUUUUUUUUUUCCAAGGAACGGGUCGGUCCAUCCGGCAGACCCACAGGAGGAUGAAGAGCAGCCAGAGCCGCCUUUCACCGCAGGACUCCUCACCUUCACCCGCCGCCUCCUAAACCUCCCAACCGGGCGUCCAGAUAAUAAAACCCAGCAGGCUUGUUGUAGGAGGGGCUGACGUUGCAGGGAGGGAGCGGACUGAUUCCUGGAGCCAUGGAGGACCAGGGACCGGUGAGCAUGGACUACCUUCUGGAGCAGGUGAUGCACAAGGACCUGGGCAGGAGGCUGCAGGUGGGCCAGGAGAUCGCCGAGCUGCUGAUGAGCGAGGACAGGUGCCCGGACCUGGACCAGGACCAGGCGGCGCUGGACCGGCUGGUGGACUCCGUGGCCAGCUCCUGGGUGAACUCCAGCAACUUUAAGGUGGUUCUGCUGGGGAUGGACAUCCUCUCUGCUCUGGUCGGCAGACUGCAGGAGAGGUUCAGGACUCAGGUGGGAACAGUUCUGCCGAGCCUCAUAGACCGACUGGGAGACUCCAAGGAUCAGGUUCGAGAGCAAGACCAGGCUCUGCUCCUGAAGAUCAUGGACCAAGCGGCCAACCCGCAGUACGUUUGGGAGAGGAUGAUGGGAGGCUUCAAGCACAAGAACAACCGAACCAGGGAAGGACUCUGCCUGUGCCUCAUCUCCACUUUGAAUGUGUUUGGAUCUCAGAGUUUGACUCUUAGUAAAAUCGUCCCUCACAUCUGUAACCUCCUAGGAGACCCUACCAGUCAGGUGCGCGACGGAGCCAUGAACUGUCUGGUGGAGAUUUACCGCCACGUCGGGGAGCGAGUAAGGAUGGACCUGGGAAAGAAGGGCCUGCCGCAGUCACGACUGAACAUGAUCUUCAGUAAAUUCGAUGAAGUGCAGUGCUCGGGAAACAUGGUGCUGUCCCCCAUGUCAGACAAAAACUUCGAGGACGAUGACUCGGUGGACGGGGGCCGCUCCUCAUCCUCGUCCAAGGCCACCUCGCUGUCGGGGAGGAAGGUGGUGAGCAUGGGCUCGUUCCGCCGGCCCGCCUCGGGCAACAAGUCCGCAGGCAGGGACGGAUCUGCUGCUGGAGCUGUUGACGAGGACGACUUCAUCCAGGCUUUUGAGGAUGUUCCCUCCAUACAGGUCUACUCCAACAGGGAGGUGGAGGAAGCGCUGACGAAGAUCCGAGACGUGCUUUCCGAUGACAAGCGGGACUGGGAGCUCAGAGUGGCGGCUCUAAAGAAGCUGCGUUCGCUGCUCCUGGCCGGCGCCGCCGAGUUCGACGGGUUUUUGCAGCAGUUACGGCUGAUGGAGGCGGCGUUCAAGCUGUCGGCCAAAGACCUGAGGUCGCAGGUGGUGAGGGAGGCCUGCAUCACUCUGGGUCACCUGUCUUCAGUUCUCGGCGGACGCUUCGACCACGCGGCCGAGGCCAUCAUGCCCACCCUCCUUAACCUGGUUCCCAACAGUGCCAAAGUCAUGGCCACGUCCGGCGUGGCCGUAAUCCGCCUCAUCCUCCGACACACGCACUUCCCCCGUCUCAUCCCCAUCAUCACCAGCAACUGUACUUCCAAAUCUGUGGCUGUGAGGAGGCGCUGCUUCGAGUUUGUGGACCUGCUGCUGCACGAGUGGCAGACGAGCAGCUUGGAGAGACACGUGACGGUUCUCAUGGAAACCAUCAAGAAAGGGAUCCACGAUGCCGACGCAGAAGCUCGCUCUGUGGCCAGGAAGUGUUACUGGGGUUUUCACGCCCACUUCAGCAGGGAGGCGGAGCAGCUGUUCCAGGCUCUGGAGUCGUCCUAUCAGAAAGCUCUGCAGGCUCACCUGAGGAGCGGAGACAGCCUGAUGUCUCUGCCGGCUUCUGACCGCUCCUCCUCCUCGUCUCAGGAGAGCCUCAAUCGCCCCCUGUCUGUGAAGAACAGCGUUGGAAGCAGCAGAUCCAAAGCCGUCCCCUCCACCAGGAAGCCCGCCGUGGCCACGUCUCCGGGCUCGCUCCACCGCUCUCGCAGCGACGUGGACGUCAACGCCGCGGCCUCCGCCAACGCCCGCACCAGGAUGAGCGCCGUCUCCUCGGCCGUGCCGUCGUCCCCCUUCAGCUCGGCCUCGGCGCUUCCUCCUGGAUCGUACGCUUCGCUUGACGCUUCGCGGUCUGUUCACACAGACGGUCGAGUCCGAACGAGGAGGACGAGCUCCGGAAACGGCCCUACGGUGACGGACAGCCGCGGCCGCAGCCGGGGGAAGGUCGUCUCUCAGUCUCAGCCCGGCAGCCGAUCCGGUUCUCCGGGGAGACUCCUCACCUCCACCUACGGCAGAAUUCCCAGGCCCACCAUGGGCGCCCCCUCCCCCCAAACCCCCACCAGCAGCAGCUACAGUGACAAAAACCGUCCUCGAGGUCACCGGAGUCAGGGAUGCAGCCGGGACAGUAGCCCCACCAGAACGGGCGCAGCCCGGAGUCGCAUCCCUCGCCCCAGCAUGAGUCAGGGCUGCAGCCGCGAAACCAGUCGCGAGAGCAGCCGCGACACCAGCCCCGCCAGGGGUUUCUCCCCCCUGGUGAGCCGCCGCCACUCCCGCUCCACCAGCGCGCUGUCCUCCGCAGAGAGCUGCUCAGACCGGCUGUCCCAUCAGGCUCGGAUCUCCGCCUCCGUCAACGCGAUGAGGAUCCUGAACACCGGCACGGAGGUGGAGGCCGCCGUCGCUGACGCUCUGCUCCUAGGAGACUCCAGGAGUAAGAGGCGCCCGGCGCGGCGGCGCUUCGAGUCCCCCGGCAUGUACUCGGACGACGACGCCAACAGCGACGCCUCCAGCGCCUGCUCGGAGCGCUCUUACAGCUCGCGCAACGGCGGCGCGACGCCGCACUACAUGCGGCAGAUGGAGGACGUGGCCGAGGUGCUGAACCACUGCGCCAGCGCCAACUGGUCCGAGAGGAAGGAGGGCCUGCUGGGCCUGCAGAACCUGCUCAAGAGCCAGAGGAUGCUCAGCCGCGUGGAGCUGAAGCGCCUGUGCGAGAUCUUCACCAGGAUGUUUGCAGACCCUCACAGCAAGAGAGUCUUCAGCAUGUUCCUGGAGACGCUGGUGGACUUCAUCGUCCUGCACCGGGACGACCUGCAGGACUGGCUCUUCGUCCUGCUCACCCAGCUGUUGAAGAAGAUGGGGGCCGACCUGCUGGGGUCGGUCCAGGCUAAAGUCCAGAAGGCGCUGGACAUCACCAGAGAGUCCUUCCCGUACGAGCAGCAGUUCAACAUCCUGAUGCGCUUCAUCGUCGACCAGACUCAGACGCCCAACCUGAAGGUCAAGGUGGCCAUCCUGCGCUACAUCGAGGCCCUGGCCCGCCAGAUGGACCCGGCCGACUUCGUCAACUCCAGCGAGACCCGCCUCGCCGUGUCCCGCAUCAUCACCUGGACCACCGAGCCCAAGAGCUCCGACGUUCGUAAGACCCUGCAAAGCUGGGCUGGCGAGGAGCCGGCAGGCCGAGCCGGCACGGUGGCCUCCCUACCCGGGGAGGGCAACCUGGAGGAGAGGUGCAAGCAGGCGGCGCAGGUGGUGCUGAUCGCGCUCUUUGAGCUCAACACCCCCGAGUUCACCAUGCUGCUCGGCGCCUUGCCCAAAACCUUCCAGGACGGCACCACCAAGCUGCUGCACAACCACCUGAGGAGCGCUAGCAGCGCCGUUGCCAUGGCGGCGCCCGGGAACUCGGCCACCCGCACACCUCCUCGCGCUCCGGGAAGCCGUGGCAGUCCGCUCACCUCGCCCACUAACUGCUCCCACGGGAGUCUCUCCUCCAGUCGCAUGUGGGCCUGGAGUGCAGACGGGCUCUCUACCUUUCCUCCCCCCUCCUCCUCUCUGCCCCCUCCCCCUGCUGCUGUCUCUUCCCUUAGGGUCCUGCGGCGAGCCUGCUCUCCCAGCACAAUGGAGUACGACAGUGAGAACCUGAACUCCGAGGAGAUCUACAGUUCGCUGCGCGGCGUCACUGAGGCGAUCCAGAACUACAGCUUUCGCAGCCAGGAGGACCUAAUGGAGCCGCUGCGCCGUGACGCCGGAGGCGCGGUGCCCUUUGAGUCGGACCCUCGCACCGGUGGAGACACAGUGGAAGGGGGGCGAACGGCUUUGGACAACAAGACGUCCUUGCUCAACACGCCCUCGGCUCGGUCCUUCACGGGGCCUCGCUUCAGGGACUACAACCCCUGCAACUACACGGACGGCCCCGGCUCGCUGGACAAAACUGCUCUGUACGAGGACGGCGUGGACCCGCGGCGGGACGCACGCCGUCAGGAGUGCGUGGAGAACAAGAUCCUGAACCCCAAAAGCUUCCCUGCCUGUCCCACAGAGCAGCUGGAACUGGUUGGACAGCUGUUGAAGGAGCUGUCGCAGGGCCAGGGCGGGGAGAAGGGCCCCGAGGAGAGGCGGGGGACGCUGCUGGAGCUGCUGAAGGUGGCGCGGGAGGACAGCUUGAUGGUGUGGGACGAGCACUUCAAGACCAUGCUGCUGCUGCUCUUGGAGACGCUGGGAGACAAAGACCACACGAUCCGGGCGCUGGCCCUACGAGUCCUGAAAGAGAUCCUGAGGAACCAGCCGGCUCGCUUCAAGAACUACGCCGAGUUGACCAUCAUGAAGACGCUGGAGGCUCACAAAGACUCGCACAAGGAGGUGGUACGGGCGGCCGAGGAGGCAGCUUCCACGUUGGCGGGCUCCAUCCACCCGGAGCAGUGCAUCAAGGUCCUUUGCCCCAUUGUGCAGACGGCAGACUAUCCCAUCAACCUGGCUGCUAUCAAGAUGCAGACCAGAGCCAUCGAGCGCAUCAGCAAGGAGCCGUUGCAUCAGCUGCUGCCGGACAUCAUCCCGGGCCUGCUGCAGGGUUACGACAACACAGAGAGCAGCGUGAGGAAAGCCAGCGUCUUCUGCCUGGUGGCCAUCUACUCCGUGAUCGGAGAGGAGCUCAAACCGUACCUGGCUCAGCUCACCGGCAGCAAGAUGAAGCUCCUCAACCUUUACAUCAAGCGGGCGCAGACCUCCACCAGCAACAGCAGCAGCUCUUCCGACAUCUCCUCCUACUGACCUCCAGCUUCCUCGUCCCGACCCAGAUAAGGAUUAAAGAGUUUCUCCAUAGAACCGGGCCUCAGAGACCAUCGUACUAUACAGCUCCUCAUGCUUCAGCGGCUCCUCACCUCCAUCAAGCUGAUUUUUAGAGUCAUCAGCCUUAAAACUUUCUGUCGAUAUACGACGGAACUGAAAGUAGAGUUAGAGGCCGCGUGCCUGAAGAUCUCCUCCACCUCUCCUCUUCCAGAGUCCUCAUAGGGAUCCCACGCCAAGAGUCCAGAUGAAGAGGAGAAGAACCGCGCUUAUCAGUAUUUUCCUUUGUAGAACCAUUUCUGAUUCUCUUUUCAGUGCAAACGUUUGCUUUGACACUCCGAACCUUACAGUGGAAAAGGUGCAGAACUGCUGCCGCCGUCCCCAUCCGGGAUUGGAAGAAGAAUCCGGGAGGAAGCGGCUCUGCGGGGGAAGAUGAAACCAAACCAGGAGGAGAGUAGGUUCAUCUCCAGUUUCCAGCAGAUCAUUUGGCUGGCCAAUGAUUCCGAGCACUACAAAUGUAUUUUAAGAACAAAUAUGUAUGUAUUUUAGUUUAGGCCCAAGAACCAGCAGAAUGUUAUUUUGCUACGAAAAUCUGUUCUCACAUGUGAAGAAGAGAUUUCAGCCUGUGUGACACUCAUUCAGUUUUAGUCCAACUGGAACGUCAGAACACUUUUUUUACUGUUUGUCAAAGACGUCAUUCCAAAUGUACGACAGAGUAUUACGACCACCUUAGAAUAAAGUAAGAAUAGAACUGUAAAAAUACGAGGAAAAAGUUGUCAAAUUGUGAGACAAAAAUCCCAAUUUUAUAAAAAACUCAGAACUGUGA
Oryzias melastigma (Indian medaka) is the source of this 6158-nucleotide messenger RNA. RefSeq names its product CLIP-associating protein 1-A. Gene Ontology annotation, biological process: mitotic spindle assembly. The transcript has 42 exons. The record is from RefSeq and is a predicted model, not a curated record. Gene Ontology annotation, molecular function: kinetochore binding; microtubule binding. Lineage: Eukaryota; Metazoa; Chordata; Actinopteri; Beloniformes; Adrianichthyidae. Gene Ontology annotation, cellular component: spindle microtubule; microtubule organizing center; cytoplasmic microtubule. The coding region runs from base 473 to 5317 and encodes 1614 amino acids.